This is a messenger RNA of Hippocampus comes (tiger tail seahorse), 1050 nucleotides long. It is a transcript of the gene mrpl14, whose product is annotated as mitochondrial ribosomal protein L14. The transcript is spliced from 3 exons. Gene Ontology annotation, molecular function: structural constituent of ribosome. The record is from RefSeq and is a predicted model, not a curated record. Gene Ontology annotation, biological process: translation. Bases 136 to 585 code for a protein of 149 amino acids. NCBI's taxonomy places the organism in Eukaryota, Metazoa, Chordata, Actinopteri, Syngnathiformes, Syngnathidae. Gene Ontology annotation, cellular component: mitochondrion; ribosome.
GCUCUAUAUUUCUAUCAGCAGAAGCGCAUGCGUAUGACGUAUUUAGAUGGGGAAAAAAUAGCCAGCUCUAUUUGCGACAUUAGUGAUUUCUUUGACAUGUGCGCAUUGUUAAUAUGUAAAUAGCAUUAAAAAGUGAUGGCGCUGCAGCUGUUUGCAAGACCUGUCACCGGGCUCCUCGCUGAUACACUGAGCUUAAUUCCUCAGAGGACAUUCGGUGUGUCCUCUGCUGUAGCCGCCAUUCAAAAAAUGACCAGAGUGCGAGUGGUGGAUAACAGCUCUCUCGGGAAUACACCUUACCACCGGCCUCCAAGAGUGAUCCAUGUGUACACCAAGAACGGCGUUGGAAAAGUUGGUGACAAAGUGUUGCUGGCCAUUAAAGGACAGAAGAAAGCAGCACUAAUUGUUGGCCACAAAAUGCCAGGAGAACGUAUGAAUCCACGCUUCGAUUCAAAUAACGUUGUUCUGAUCGAGGAGAAUGGGAACCCCACAGGAACAAGGAUUAAAGUGCCCAUACCCACUCAUUUACGUAAACGAAUGGAGGGGGACUACUCGAAGGUGCUGGCAAUUGCUAGUUCUUUUGUUUGAUUGAAAAUCUCUCCACUUGGUCGUUUUGUCAAUUACAGAAUUGUAUGUAGUAGGCUCAAGUUUCUGUUUGACAGUCAUCUCUUUGCUUACAAUAAAUACAACCUUUACCUUAAACGCAUGGUACGGUCUGUUUAACAAGCAAAUGUGGGUCAACUAAAUGUUGUUGUGAACACAAUCAACAAACCUUAAAAAUGAAGAAUGUUAAUGGCAUUAUUUAUUGAAGGCACGACACACAUUCUGAACACAAAACAUAACUGGCACAUUUUAAUUUAGCUGCUUAUAGCUAAGGACAUGUAUAAGGCAUUCCAAUACUGUGAUCCCUGUAAAUGUAAGCGACAGUGUUUCUUAAUGUGAGGCAUUUUUGCUAGCAGCUUCCUUCAACUAAAAUUUCAGUGCAAAGUAAACCCUUCGGAUGAAACCUCACAGAUCGGCGACUUAUUUCUAACAACACAAAAACAAUAGGUU